AUGGCUAUCACUGCAUGGGAAAGCAAAGUUGCUGCCAAACAACAAGCUGGCCGUGACAAGAUACCAAAAGAAUGGCUUCUUCCGGCAUCCGUCAUGAACUUGCUUCGAGUACCGCUUCCAGAGCAUCCAAAUCGCAUAAUCGAGAUGGACAUCCCGCGGCAAUCGGGAAUUUUGAGUGAGAAAGAGCUGAAUAUAACGGAGAAGUACACCGUCGAAGAACUGUUGGAACAGUUGAGGAAGGGUGUUUUAUCGUCGCUAGAAGUUACGAUAGCUUUCUCCAAGAGAGCAGCCAUGGCGCAGCAACUGCUCUCUUGCCUUACAGAGACAUACUUUCCUGAAGCACAAGACCGAGCACGCUUCCUCGACAGUGAAAGAGCUGCGGGCCGUCUCGUUGGUCCCCUUCAUGGCUUGCCUAUAAGUGUCAAAGACGGUUUCCAGAUCGCCGGAACAGCGGCAACUAUCGGCUUUGUCUCUUUCCUGGAUCAUGCAUUAUCGGAGAAGAACUCACCGCUUGUGGAGAUCCUGCUGGAGCUUGGUGCAGUUGUAUAUGUCAAGACUAACAUUCCGCAGACCCUGAUGACGGCAGACUCACAUAACAACAUCUUCGGGCGGACGUUGAACCCUCAUAAUACUGCUUUGACGGCGGGAGGCUCUAGUGGAGGCGAAGGAGCGCUCAUUGCAUUCCGAGGAUCUCCUCUUGGUAUCGGAACAGACAUUGCAGGCUCUAUCCGUAUACCGUCCCUCUGCUGUGGCACGUAUGGAUUCAAGCCUUCUACAGCGCGUAUUCCAUUUGGUGGCCAGCCUUCUCCUGUGCGAGAUGGCAUGUCCUUCUUCGAGCCAUCCGCUGGCCCGUUGGCAAACGACAUACAAGCACUGCGUAUCCUAUGUCGAGCACUAGAAGCCAAGGGUCACCAGGUUGUUCCUAUAUCGCCGUUGCGCGCACAAGUCUCCAAUGCGCUGGCUCUCGGGUUUGCCUAUUUUGGGCUUGAUGAGCCCCCAGCGCAUAUAGCCGCUAGUGGUGAGCCUCUUGUACCGUCUGUGAUUCAGGCUAUGCAGACAUUUGGCAGCUUCAAGUGCGAUUUUCUGGCCGACUGCGAAGGUCUACAGGGCAUACCAAGGGUGGCAGCACUUAAUGUGAAGAGAGAGUCUAUCGCGGAUGAGUGGAGGAAGGUAUGGAGGGACGAGAGACUGGAUGCGGUAAUCGGACCGGCGGCGCAGAACACUGCGGUUGCGCAUGACACGUACGGAUUACCGCCGUAUACGUUGCUGCUAAACGUACUGGAUUAUCCCGCAUGCAUCAUACCUUUCGGCAAAGCAUCGAGUGCUCUUGACGCCGAGCACUUCACCAUGGGCUCUGACCAAGUAGGUCCAAGCUGCACUGUGGAAAGAUACAGCCUGCUUCUUGUGACUUCACAUCAUCAUUACCAGUUUACCUUUCUUCUACCACUCCGAAACCUCGAACAACACUCAAACAUGGGCUCUACAUCCAUUGCUAUGCGUCCCUGGAUCUCUGUUGAAUCCUGGGGCCCAGACCGCCUUGAUGUCGUUGGGAUCGGUAUGGAUGACCAGAUGUACCGCAAGAGGUUCGACAGAGGCGACGGUGGCUGGAAGCCUAGCGUUGAUGCUGCAUGGGAGCCACUAAGUGGCAAGUUCAAGCAGAUCCCCGCGGCCAUUUCCUGGAGUUUCGGUCGACUUGACAUUUUUGGCAUCGGUCUCAACAACCAGAUGUACUACAAGGCGUGGGGAAACAACAGGAAGACAGGAGGUUCUUGGAUUGUUAGCGACUGGCAGUCCAUAGAAGGUGGGUUCAAGAGCCCACCGGUACCUGUCUCCUGGGGCAAUGGACGAAUCGACCUCUUUGGCAUCGGCAUGGACGAUCAGAUGUAUCGCAAGGUUUAUGGGGGACAGUGGAGCCCGGGAGGCUGGGAACCACUAACUGGCAAGUUCAAGAGCCCUCCGGCAGCGGUGUCAUGGGGUAGUGAUCGACUCGACGUCUUUGGGAUUGGUUUGGACGACCAGAUGUACCACAGGGCAUGGGAAAGUAAAGCAUGGACUACUUCAAGUUGGACUCCGAUGACUGGCAAAUUCAAAAGCCAACCCAUCGUUGUAUCGUGGGGCCAAGGCAGACUUGACGUCUUUGGGAUUGGGAUGGAUGACCAGAUGUACCACAAAGCGUACAAUGGAACAAACUGGGUGACCAAAGAGUGGAAGGGAAUCAAUGGCAAGUUCAAGAGCGUCCCGUCAGCGGUCUCAUGGGGUCAGGGCCGCAUCGACGUUUUCGGCAUUGGACUAGAUGACCAAAUGUACCACAAGGCAUACGACAAUGGUGGCUGGGUGGGUGACUGGAAGGGAAUCGGUGGUAAAUUUAAAAGCGCUCCAGCAGCUGUCUCGUGGGGCAAGGGACGAAUCGACGUUUUCGGUAUCGGAAUGGACGAUGGAGUUUGGCAGCAAUACUACUCGAACAACGCCUGGGCUUCGAAGUGGGGAGGUUUGGGUGGAAAGUUCAAGACGUUCUAG
Molecule: messenger RNA, 2517 nt
Organism: Alternaria atra
Lineage: Eukaryota; Fungi; Ascomycota; Dothideomycetes; Pleosporales; Pleosporaceae
Exons: 8
Coding region: 1-2517 (838 amino acids)
Source: RefSeq, a predicted model, not a curated record